AUGAAAUCACAUCCUUGUAUGAACAUAAAACGAAGCAUAAAUGAUGAUGAUGAUGAUGAUGAUGAUGAUGAUGAUGAUGAUGAUGAUGAUGAUGAUGAUGAUGAUGAUGAUGAUGAUGAUGAUGAUGAUGAUGAUGAUGAUGAUGAUGAUGAUGAUGAUGAUGAUGAUGAUGAUGAUGAUGAUGAUGAUGAUGAUGAUGAUGAUGAUGAUGAUGAUGAUGAUGAUGAUGAUGAUGAUGAUGAUGAUGAUGAUGAUGAUGAUGAUGAUGAUGAUGAUGAUGAUGAUGAUGAUGAUGAUGAUGAUGAUGAUGAUGAUGAUGAUGAUGAUGAUGAUGAUGAUGAUGAUGAUGAUGAUGAUGAUGAUGAUGAUGAUGAUGAUGAUGAUGAUGAUGAUGAUGAUGAUGAUGAUGAUGAUGAUGAUGAUGAUGAUGAUGAUGAUGAUGAUGAUGAUGAUGAUGAUGAUGAUGAUGAUGAUGAUGAUGAUGAUGAUGAUGAUGAUGAUGAUGAUGAUGAUGAUGAUGAUGAUGAUGAUGAUGAUGAUGAUGAUGAUGAUGAUGAUGAUGAUGAUGAUGAUGAUGAUGAUGAUGAUGAUGAUGAUGAUGAUGAUGAUGAUGAUGAUGAUGAUGAUGAUGAUGAUGAUGAUGAUGAUGAUGAUGAUGAUGAUGAUGAUGAUGAUGAUGAUGAUGAUGAUGAUGAUGAUGAUGAUGAUGAUGAUGAUGAUGAUGAUGAUGAUGAUGAUGAUGAUGAUGAUGAUGAUGAUGAUGAUGAUGAUGAUGAUGAUGAUGAUGAUGAUGAUGAUGAUGAUGAUGAUGAUGAUGAUGAUGAUGAUGAUGAUGAUGAUGAUGAUGAUGAUGAUGAUGAUGAUGAUGAUGAUGAUGAUGAUGAUGAUGAUGAUGAUGAUGAUGAUGAUGAUGAUGAUGAUGAUGAUGAUGAUGAUGAUGAUGAUGAUGAUGAUGAUGAUGAUGAUGAUGAUGAUGAUGAUGAUGAUGAUGAUGAUGAUGAUGAUGAUGAUGAUGAUGAUGAUGAUGAUGAUGAUGAUGAUGAUGAUGAUGAUGAUGAUGAUGAUGAUGAUGAUGAUGAUGAUGAUGAUGAUGAUGAUGAUGAUGAUGAUGAUGAUGAUGAUGAUGAUGAUGAUGAUAUAAUUAUAUUUAUUCACUUCCUUAUUUUGUAUAAGCGUUAUAUUUUCUAUUAUCUUACAUUGAAUGUUGACAGGCUUUGGUUGUCUAAUUAA
Schistosoma margrebowiei is the source of this 1230-nucleotide messenger RNA. The record is from the annotation of a GenBank genome assembly. NCBI's taxonomy places the organism in Eukaryota, Metazoa, Platyhelminthes, Trematoda, Strigeidida, Schistosomatidae.